AUGCCACCCAAGCGCAAAGCCAGCUCACGCAUCCCAGCCAACGCCGCCUCUGCAGCCGCCUACACAGAUCGAGCCGGCGAUGCGCCCAACAAGCGGUCCAAGCUGUCCAAGCCAAUCGCGAAAGCUUUCACUACGGCCACAGAUCCCAAGGACGAGAUUGAUGAUGCGAUCGUCACCCAAGGCAGAGGCGGAGUCGAACACCAAGAUGAAGAGGAGUCCAACUUCGACCACUCGCGCCCAGAAGAAAAGGUUGGCAUCGUGGACAGACGAUUCUACCCAGCCGAGAUGAGCAACGAGCGAUGCGCGCUAUACAACGCCAACGACAUCCCGCGGCCGAUGGAGAUACUCAACGCGACACUGGCGAGCACGAAGGCGGCGCGAGAGAAGAUCGACAAGGGCGAGGCCGGUCACGCAGUCAUCCAUUGGUUCAAGAGAGAUCUGCGCGUUCGAGAUAACACUGCGCUUAGCCGAGCAAGUGCAGUGGCGAAAGGGAAGGGUAUUGGCCUGAUUGGCAUAUGGCUCAUGAGUCCGCAGGAUUGGGAAGCUCACUUGGUCUCGCCAGCAAAAUGCGACUUCGAGUUGCGGUCGGUGGCACUUCUGCAGAAAGAGUUGGCUGAGCUGGAUGUUCCGCUGUACAUCGAGACGGUGACAUCGCGUAAAGAUAUUCCGCAACGCCUUCUGAAUCUCGCGAAAGAGUGGAAGGUGAAGAACAUGUUUUGUAAUCUCGAGUACGAACCAGACGAGUUAAGACGCGAAGAGCGACUGGUGCGACUGGGAGCUGAGCAAGGCAUCAACUUCGAGCCUUUUCACGAUGACUGUGUCGUUCCCCCGGGCAGCCUCAAGACGGGCGCGGGAAAGCAGUUCGCUGUGUACUCACCAUGGUACAGAGCCUGGGUUGCUCAUCUACAUGCGAAUCCUCAUCUGCUCAACGAGAGGCCGAUCCCGGAGAAGAACCCCCCUGGCUUCAGAAAUAAGUUUGAGACUCUUUUCGAUCACGAAAUCCCGCCGGCGCCAGAUAGCAAAGCUCUGAACAUUGGGCAGAAGGAGCGGUUCUCUCGGCUUUGGCCUGCUGGCGAAGCCGCCGCUCUGGAUCGCAUCGGCCUUUUCCUGACCGAGAAGGUCGAACGAUAUACCGCUACCCGCAACUUUCCUGCGCAGAAAUCUACCGCGAGUGUGAGCGUACAUCAUGCAGCAGGAACGCUGGCUGCAAGGACAAGCGUAAGGAUGGCAAGGGACGUGAACAGCACAAAGAAACUAGAUGGUGGCAUUGAGGGAGUGAAAGGCUGGAUAGGAGAAGUGGCUUGGCGUGACUUUUAUAGGCAUGUUCUGGUCAAUUGGCCAUACGUUUGCAUGAACAAGCCCUUCAAAUUCGAAUACACAAACAUCGAAUGGGAGUACAAUAACGAGCACUUCCGCGCCUGGACAGAAGGCCGCACCGGCUACCCAAUUGUCGACGCCGCAAUGCGCUGUCUCAACUCCACAGCCUACAUGCACAACCGCCUGCGCAUGGUCACCGCCUCCUUCCUCGCCAAGCACCUCCUCUUAGACUGGCGCCUCGGCGAGCAGUACUUCAUCACGCACCUCAUCGACGGCGACUUCGCGUCCAACAACGGCGGCUGGGGCUUCUCCUCCUCCACGGGCGUCGAUCCGCAGCCAUACUUCCGUGUCUUUAAUCCGUGGCUGCAGAGCGAGAAGUUCGACGCUGAGGGCGAGUUUAUUCGCGAGUGGGUGCCGGAGCUGAGGGGAAUUGAAGGCCAAGGAGUGCACAAUCCGUAUCAGAAGGGAGGAGAGGCGGAGAGGAUUGCGAAGAAGGAGGGAUACCCUAAAGUAAUCGUGGAGCACAAGUUUGCGAGAAAUAGGUGCUUGGAGCGGUACAAGGCUGGGCUGGGGAGGGAAACAGCGUGA
This is a messenger RNA of Paraphaeosphaeria sporulosa, 1905 nucleotides long. RefSeq lists its product as uncharacterized. The record is from RefSeq and is a predicted model, not a curated record. The coding region runs from base 1 to 1905 and encodes 634 amino acids. The transcript has 3 exons. Gene Ontology annotation, biological process: entrainment of circadian clock by photoperiod; circadian regulation of gene expression. Gene Ontology annotation, cellular component: nucleus; cytoplasm. Gene Ontology annotation, molecular function: DNA binding; FAD binding. NCBI's taxonomy places the organism in Eukaryota, Fungi, Ascomycota, Dothideomycetes, Pleosporales, Didymosphaeriaceae.